Messenger RNA from Alligator sinensis (Chinese alligator), 3341 nucleotides. It is a transcript of the gene STK40, whose product is annotated as serine/threonine kinase 40. Gene Ontology annotation, molecular function: protein kinase activity; ATP binding. Gene Ontology annotation, biological process: protein phosphorylation. Lineage: Eukaryota; Metazoa; Chordata; Crocodylia; Alligatoridae. The record is from RefSeq and is a predicted model, not a curated record. The transcript has 12 exons. The coding region runs from base 145 to 1452 and encodes 435 amino acids.
AAACUGGACAGGAACUUUUAAAGAGUCUCCGACCUUCUGACCAGCCAGCUUUCUCUGGGGUGAUGCAUCCUGUCUCCUGAAACAUUGGAAAACCUAGUUUGGAAGAAGAGUAAAGAUACAGUUGAUGCUGAACAACAGCUGAGGAUGAAGCGGCGAGCAUCAGACAGAGGAGCUGGGGAAACAUCUGCUAAGGCAAAAGCUCUUUGUGCUGGGAUUUCUGGAAAUAAUGCCAAGAGAGCAGGCCCUUUCAUCCUAGGUCCUCGUUUAGGUAACUCCCCAGUGCCAAGUAUUGUUCAGUGUUUGGCAAGAAAAGAUGGGACAGAUGACUUCUAUCAACUGAAGAUCCUCACGUUGGAGGAGAGGGGUGACAAAGGAAUUGAAACCCAGGAGGAACGACAGGGCAAGAUGCUGCUGCACACAGAGUACUCUCUCCUUUCCCUUCUCCACAGUCAGGAAGGAGUGGUUCAUCACCACGGGCUCUUUCAGGACCGAGCGUGCGAAAUCGUAGAAGACCUGGAAGCCAACAGGAUGGUUCGGAAAAUGAAGAAGCGGAUUUGUCUUGUUUUAGACUGUCUCUGUGCUCACGAUUUCAGUGACAAAACCGCAGAUCUGAUCAACCUGCAGCAUUACGUCAUUAAAGAGAAGAGGCUGAGCGAGCGGGAGACAGUGGUGAUAUUCUAUGAUGUGGUACGCGUGGUGGAAGCAUUACACAAGAAAAAUAUUGUGCACAGAGACUUGAAACUAGGGAACAUGGUGCUAAACAAAAGGACUCACCGGAUAACCAUAACUAACUUCUGUCUUGGAAAGCACCUCGUGAGUGAAGACGACCUGCUGAAAGAUCAGCGAGGGAGCCCAGCCUACAUCAGCCCAGACGUGCUCAGUGGUCGGCCGUACCGUGGGAAACCCAGUGACAUGUGGGCCCUGGGCGUGGUGCUGUUCACCAUGCUGUACGGCCAGUUCCCCUUCUAUGACAGCAUACCUCAAGAGCUCUUCCGCAAGAUCAAGGCUGCCGAGUACACCAUCCCUGAAGAUGGGCGGGUUUCUGAAAACACUGUGUGCUUGAUCCGGAAGCUGCUGGUCCUGGACCCGCAGCAGCGCCUGACUGCCUCCGAGGUGCUGGAAUCGCUCAGCUCCAUCAUUGCGUCCUGGCAGUCCAUGUCCUCACUCAAUGGCCCUCUGCAAGUGGUGCCUGACAUUGAUGACCAGGUGGCCAACCCAGAGAACCCCCAGGAGGUGAAGGUGACAGAGGAGUGCUCGCAGUACGAGUUUGAGAACUACAUGAGGCAGCAGCUGCUCCUGGCAGAGGAGAAGAACACGCUGCAUGAGGGCAAGAGCUUCUUGCAGAAGCGGCAGUUUGGGAACAUCCCGCCCGUGCGGCGCCUGGGGCACGACGCCCAGCCCAUGAACCCUCUGGACGCAGCCAUCCUGGCCCAGAGAUACUUGCGGAAGUAGCAGCCCUGUGCCCACAGCACAACGCACCAUCCUGCAGUCUGCCGCUCGCCUCACCUGCCACAGCUCGACAGCAAUACCCGUGUCCCCUGGGAGAGAGCAAUGUAGCAGUUCCUCCAAGCUCUACGAAGGGACACACACUCGCUCUGUCAGAGGGAGAAGACUGAACAAGCUGGUUUUGGAAGCAGCAGACUCUGUGUCUUCUGGAACCCUUGUUUUUAAAUCCAAGCCUCGAUGACUAAUUGCUUUUGAUCAUGACUUUUUAAUCUACCUCUCUUGUCUUUGUAACCACGCUGCCCUCCGGAUCGAGCAGCAGCUCUGGGGAAAGGAGAUGAUGAUCGAGGGUGAAGGCGGCUUGCUGGCGCACGCGCUGUGGUGGGCUGCGUAGCGUAACAUGGAGAGUGGCUGAUUGCAUUUGCUCCAUAUGGUUUGAAUAAGCUUAAUUUUUAUCUGGGUUUCAUGGAAGUAGUAACUUCUUGAAGCCUCCCACUCCCCCCCCACCUCUGCAUCCAACCUUUGUUCUGUUUUUAACAUCCCACUGGUUUGAACACUCUUGUCUAACCCUCCUUGUUCUGCGGGGUCCUGGUCACAGUGCCACAGGGUCUGAAACAAGCUGCAUGCAAAUAUUUAACAGCCAUGUGCCCUUGGUCAGCUAAGGAUGAAGCUUGUUUUCUUGUCAGAGGAACCAAGUGAGACAAGAACAGCCGUUGCAGCCCAUCGCAGCCAUGGCCCAAGCUCUCAUCCGCAGUGCGUGGAGGUCUGGCAGAGCUCAUUUAGGCCCACUCUGGCUGCUUCCCCUGUGCAUACUUUCACCGAUUUUUUUUUUUUUUUUUUUUUUUUCCCCCCCCCCCCCCUUUAGCUUCACAAUAUAUGAUUUAAUCUAUUUUUUCAGUAGCUUAUCUGAGGUGCAGUCGAUUUUGCAUUAAUUCUGAGUUAGUUUUCACACUUCAUUGUGGUACAGAUCUAAUAUAUGAGUUACAAUGUGAACAAGUUCCCCAGAAUACUCUGUUUCGACCCAGCACAAGAGGCCUCCUUGUCAGCCAGUGCAACCUGCCCUCUGGGCCUAGCAGGAGAACUUGGCAGCCUGCAUGCACCUGGAGCCAGGGUGGAGGGGUGUCCCCAGUGCCACAUCUGGCCCCUGGACCAUGGUGAGAACAGGGUACACUGUUUCUGAGCCUCGUUUUGUGAACUGGAUGCCUGUCUUGCCAGAUAAACUGUUCUCACCACAGGGCCAGGGCCGAGGCCCUGGCCUAUCCCAGAAGCAUGUUCCUUCCCGCAGGUGGCACCCCAGACCCCGACUGCGCUGUGUUACCCACUGGCAUGUUGCCCUCCCCAGUAAUAGCGUGAUCAGCUUGAAGGCAGUGCUUUGACAGCCAGGGUCCCUGGUGUUGAGAGUGUGGCCAGGCCACACUGGAGCAGUGACAUGGGCAGAGGCUGGCGAGCUUUGCACUGGGGUGCAGUGGUUGGGCUGCCUACAGGAAAGGCUUCUUGCGAGCCCCGGGGCUGGGGCUGUUUCUCCAGUCCCUGCCCCAGGGCCCUGGCACCUACUGCCUCUGUAGGGCCCUGGCCUCUGCCUUCCUGGGGCUCAGCAGCCCGUGUCCUUGCAGUCAGUGGCCUCUUGUGCCUGGCCCUGUGCCUGGCCACUGGCCUGGGUCCUGCUGCCUUAGACCUGCCAGGGUAGGGGCCUGUGAACACUAAGGGGGGGGCCAGGCAGAUGGGAUGAGAAGUCCUGUUUGCCUUAUUUAUUGUUGUGGGGAGGGUGGGGGCGUGGAGCUGGGGCUGCCCCCCCACUUGAAGCAAUACCGCCGCGCUCGGGCUGGGGCCGGGAGGGCCCCUUUGUGUAAAGACCUAUUUUUGUAUGGACGAGCGCAAUAAACACUUCCCUCCCUGCA